AUGUGGUAUGAUAAUGAGCGAAUUCCAGAGGAAGAAGGAGUGAGCAAAUUGUUAAUUGGGAAAACGUUUGCUUAUUUCCCUAAAUGUGUAACAGAGCAUAAUGAUAAAAAGGAUGUAAGUGUGUCAUAUAAAUUGGAUGAAAGCAGUAGAAGUGAAAAUAGCAGUCAUCAUAGUAGUAAUAAUUUAAUUUUGAACAUAAAUAGGGAAAGUAUUAGUAGUCGAAAAGAUACUAAUAAUAAUGGUAUUUAUGGAAAAAGUUUAAAAGAUUUGAAAAGUAAUGAUUUUAUAGAAAAUAUUGAUAAUAUAAUAUUUGAAAAUAAAGAAUAUUCAUUAAUUCCUCAAAGACUUGGCAGAACAAUAAUUCCAUUAAAUCCUAAAUUAUUAGCACAAUCAACUUUUGAUAAUGAAAAUAUAGAUGAAUAUUUAAGUGAAAUACAUAAAGACGUACAUAAAUAUUCGAUUUUAACUGAAUAUUCAUUUUUAUUAAAUGAAAUACCACACGGUUUUUAUUGUUUACCUCAAGCGGAUGAUUUAUUUACUUGGGAUGCAUUUAUAAUGCUAUACAGCACUAUGUAUAAAAAUGGUAAAUUUCGAAUUCAAAUAAAAUUAAGUGAAAAUCAUCCACAUACUGUCCCAGAAGUUUAUUUCUUAACCCCCAUAUAUCAUCCACUAGUUAAUCCUAAAAAUGGGAAAUUAAAUUUGGGGCCUGAAUUAAACAAUUGGUCAGCAACUAGACAUUAUAUAUCUCUCAUUUUUUUAUAUAUAAAAAAUAUUUUUUAUUUAACUGAUGUAUAUAAUGAUGAUAUAAUUCAAAAUGAAGAAGCAUAUUAUUUAUUAAAUAAUGAUAAAGAAGCAUUUCAUAAAAAUGUUGAAAAGUGUGUACAACAAUCUAAUGAUCUUCUUUAUAAUAAAAUUGACAAUUUUAUGUUUAAUUUUACUACUAAUAUAGAAAAUAAGAAAAUAUUAAAUAAGUUAGAAGAUAUCAAACAAGAUCAAUUGUGUGUAAAAAAGGCAGAAGCCUUUAUACACUGGUUUGUAAAUGAUUUCUAUGAUAGUUCUACUACUGAUGGAUAUGACAGUGGAAAUCCUUCUAUUCGAUAUGCUAGUAGUCAGGAAAGUGCAGAUAAAAGUGGCAUUUCUAGCAUGUCCAUUGAUAAAGAAGGUAGUAAUGACAAUGACCCAAGUACAGAAAGUAAUAAUGGCAAUGACACUAUUAAAGAAAUUUAA
Plasmodium vinckei vinckei is the source of this 1227-nucleotide messenger RNA. RefSeq names its product ubiquitin-conjugating enzyme E2, putative. Bases 1 to 1227 code for a protein of 408 amino acids. The transcript has a single exon. NCBI's taxonomy places the organism in Eukaryota, Apicomplexa, Aconoidasida, Haemosporida, Plasmodiidae. The record is from RefSeq and is a predicted model, not a curated record.